AUGAGUUCGGUGGACACAAUUGUUGAUAUUAUAAGUCGAGACGAAGCCCUGGCCAGGGAGUCGGAUGUUGGCAUUUUCCAUGACAGGAGUAUGGGACAGAAUACAGGGAUAGUCUCCGCUGAGGGAGAAACCUGGAAGAAAAACAGGGCCUGGACUUUCAAAACAUUGAGUAGAGUCGGACUCAGUAAAAUUUCUGGACUGGAGAGCAACAUUCACAAGCAAUCCAGCAGUAUAAUUGCUGUUUGGGAGAAGGCCUUAUCCUCGUCUGGUAUGCCGUGGGCGGAAGUGGAAGUUUCAGAUGAUGUCAUGACGGUCCCAUUUUUCAAGGUGGUCUUCACCUCAGUGAUGGGGAGCGACAGGGUGAAUGACGCAAAAAAUGGGACACAACUUAACGAAAUGAUCCAUCUGAAUAUGGAGAACACCAAGAGCCUUUCGUCUUUUGCGGCCGGGCUGGAUGUAGCUUUCCCCAUUCUGAGCCGUAUUAUUCCGGCAACGACUGGGCGCAAGGUUCAAAAUAAGUUUCAUUCAUCGGCAAGGCGAGCGGCUCAAAGUCUCCUUGACGAUGUUAGAAACGAGGCAUUUGGGUCGUCAGCUGCACUGGGUAAAAUUCAGGGAACAAGUAGCCUAACCCACGCGUUUUUUGAAGCAAUGGAGAACAAUCCAUCCGAUCCAGAUUUUACAGAUUUCCAUUUCACCAGCAUCUACAUGGACUUACUACAAGGGUCCGGGGAAACUACGAGUGCUCAUGUACAGUGUCUCCUCUUGAACUGUGUGACUCAUCCAGAAUGGCAGCAAAAGAUUGUAAAUGAAAUUAAUAACGUCAUCGGAGACGAUGAGUUACCAAAAUUGGAACACCAGAGUCGAAUGCCAUGCACUGAAGCCUUCAUGCUAGAAGUUCACAGGACGGCUAUACUAAUGCCAAACCUGGUUCCACGCCGGUCCAUUGCGGAUUUUAAAUUUGAGGAAUUUACAAUCCCAAAAAACACUUUGCUAAUUGCUGAUGUUGUGACGGCGCAUUCUGACCCACGAAUCUGGAAAAAUCCAAGUGAAUUCGACCCUUCGCGCUUUCUUCUCUCAAGUGGUAAAGAACUUUGUCCAAAAACUAAACGUCAAUGUCUACCUUUUGGAGCUGGGAAACGUCGCUGUCCUGGGGAAACUAUCGCUGAGGCAAUGGCAUUUCUCUUUUUUAUAAACAUUCUGCGAAAGUUCAAGCUUGGCGCAAUAGCUGGACAAAGACCUCCAAAACUGAGAAUGAUGGAAGGAGCUGCUGCGUUACCUCUUCCGUUCAAAAUGACAAUUACCAAGCGUGGAAAACUAGCCAAAAUCUGA
Messenger RNA from Folsomia candida, 1329 nucleotides. RefSeq names its product methyl farnesoate epoxidase. Lineage: Eukaryota; Metazoa; Arthropoda; Collembola; Entomobryomorpha; Isotomidae. The record is from RefSeq and is a predicted model, not a curated record. Gene Ontology annotation, molecular function: heme binding; iron ion binding; oxidoreductase activity, acting on paired donors, with incorporation or reduction of molecular oxygen, reduced flavin or flavoprotein as one donor, and incorporation of one atom of oxygen. The transcript is spliced from 7 exons. Gene Ontology annotation, biological process: xenobiotic metabolic process. The coding region runs from base 1 to 1329 and encodes 442 amino acids. Gene Ontology annotation, cellular component: intracellular membrane-bounded organelle; cytoplasm.